This is a messenger RNA of Microthlaspi erraticum, 798 nucleotides long. The record is from the annotation of a GenBank genome assembly. Lineage: Eukaryota; Viridiplantae; Streptophyta; Magnoliopsida; Brassicales; Brassicaceae.
AUGAGACGACUCUGGUUAACCACUGCAGUGGGAAGCUCGAGCCGUCGUCACUCGAGCUCGAUCCUUCGAUCAACUUCAUCUUCAUCGAGAGCUUCUCUGAUCUCCGCCAUUUUCCCCGUCAGCACUUUCCACACGGUCGCGUUACGGUUGAUCACCGCUCCUUCGUCUUUUCUCUCUUCUCCUAAGAGGACUUCCACUGUCUCACUCUCAUCAUCCAUGGCUUCUAGUGACGAAGGAGCUGUUUUCAAUUUGUCCGUCUCUAGCUUCCUUAAGAUACUCAAAGGCGACAUCACCAAAUGGUCCGUCGAUUCAUCUUCCGAUGCUAUUGUCACUCCAGCAAAUGAGCGAAUGUUAGGUGGUGGUGGUGCCGAUGGAGCGAUACAUAGAGCAGCUGGGCCACAGCUGAGAGCAGCAUGCUAUGAGGCCCCUGAAGUUCGUCCUGGAGUCCGUUGUCCUACCGGAGAAGCAAGAAUUACUCCAGGUUUUAACUUGCCUGCAUCUCGAGUGAUUCACGCUGUUGGACCGAUAUAUGACACAGAUGACAACCCUGAAAAGUCCCUCGCAAAUUCUUACAGAAAUAGCCUGAGAGUGGCAAAGGAAAACGAUAUCAAGUACAUUGCUUUUCCUGCCAUUUCUUGUGGGAUUUACGGAUAUCCUUUUGAUGAAGCUGCUGUGAUCAGUAUAUCAACGAUCAAAGAGUUCGCCAAUGACUUUAAAGAGGUGCAUUUUGUUAUGUUCGCGGACGAUAUUUAUAGCGUGUGGGUAAACCAAGCAAAGAAGGUGCUAUCAACAGCUUAA